Molecule: messenger RNA, 525 nt
Organism: Neolamprologus brichardi
Lineage: Eukaryota; Metazoa; Chordata; Actinopteri; Cichliformes; Cichlidae
Source: RefSeq, a predicted model, not a curated record
GGAGUUUGUUUGCUGUGGCGCUGUUGUCAGGGAGGGAAACCUCCGUUCGCGGGCUGUCAGUGAGCAGAAACAGACAUCAUGGAAGUGGAGAUGGCGGAGACUGAGUGUAAGCAGAAACCCACAGAAAGCGGACAGAAGGCGGACACGGAGGCCGGAGAGUCCUCGUCUAAAGGCUCCGGGAGCGCUUACGAGCUACCGUGGGUGGAGAAAUACCGGCCGCUGAAGCUGAACGAGAUUGUGGGAAACGAGGAGACGGUGAGCAGGCUGGAGGUCUUCGCCAGAGAGGGAAACGUCCCUAACAUAAUCAUCGCAGGUCCUCCCGGCACUGGAAAGACCACCAGCAUCUUGUGUUUGGCCCGCGCUCUGCUGGGAACCUCGAUGAAGGACGCCGUGCUGGAGCUGAACGCCUCCAAUGACAGGGGCAUCGACGUGGUGAGGAACAAGAUCAAGAUGUUUGCUCAGCAGAAGGUCACACUGCCCAAAGGACGGCACAAGAUCAUCAUUCUGGACGAAGCCGACAGGUAA